Trichophyton benhamiae CBS 112371 is the source of this 1047-nucleotide messenger RNA. RefSeq lists its product as uncharacterized. The transcript has 4 exons. NCBI's taxonomy places the organism in Eukaryota, Fungi, Ascomycota, Eurotiomycetes, Onygenales, Arthrodermataceae. The record is from RefSeq and is a predicted model, not a curated record. Bases 1 to 1047 code for a protein of 348 amino acids.
AUGCUUUCUGAGGAUGAAGAGGAGGAUGAAGAGGAGGAGGAGGAGGAGGACGCUGCUGGAGCAGAGGAAUCAAAACAUCUCAGCUCGGCUAGCAGCAACUCAAGGAAGAGGAAGAAGAUAGCGAUGAUAGUGACUGUGAGAGCAGCUGCCCGGCCUGUCCGUCUCGUCCAGCGGCCUCUUCCUCAAGCCCGCGAUGCCAGCAGCAGUAUAUAUAGCCAGCGGCAUCAACGACCGCGCAGCCAGCUUCAGCCCGCGCCAGCCAAUCCCUUAAACCCUUGCAGACAAGACGGGAGAAGCAGCAGCAUAAAAAGCAAAGAAGAUGCACGCGAAGAAAAACCUCCUUCUAACCGCCGGCCAAGCACCAGAAGCUCGUUCUGUUUCAGCUUUAAAAAGAACGCUGAGACGGGCUUCUGGCGGCCAAAUUUCAUGCCUUGUACAUAUGUAUAUCCUACGGCGUCUCCUGGCCCCCAGACCAAAGCUGCCCCAGCGACUGGCAGCCAAUUGAUCCUUUACUUCUGCAUGCCUUUCAGACAGAAAGGGGUUUCCCCUUGUUCUGCUGUUUUGGGUGCCAAUAAUAGCUUUGUCGGCAUCAAACAAUCUGCUUCCAUACUCCGUACACUCCAUAUGAUCCGCGGGACUGCGAUCUGCUCUGAUUUGAUUCUUUCAACACGAAGAAAGACCCCCCUGAGAGAUGCUGAUUGCUGGGGAGAGGUUGCCACCAGUACCACUACCAGCCACCGCCAACCACCCGUAGCUACCGCCCAGGAGGUGUGCCUGCUGGUCCUGCUGGUCCAGCUGGGUGCCUUUGCCCGGAUCGAGCCGCGUGGUGGUCUUCCCUUGGGCCGAAAGAUAGAGGGAGAGCUUGUGGAUGAGGUCAUACCCACAGCUACUCUACGGUACCGGCCAGCAUACCAGCAGCGUUAUAAUUUAGUCGGUGAUGCCCCGGAAAUAUGCCCAAAAGGACACCAAAGCAGUAUGGCUCAGCGGAGAGUCAGCUUCUUAGCCCAUGGCUUCAUCAUCAUCCAUAAAACGGUAUUUUUGUUCUAG